CCACGUUACCUCCCUCCCCUGCCGCGCCCCCCUCGCCGUCGCCGAUCUCUCUUCGUCCUGCCGCGCGGCGAGCCAAACAGCCAUGGCGGCCGCGCUCCUCCGCCGCGCGCUCCUCCUCCGCCGCGUACUCCCCUCACCCUCUCCCUCGCCCACCCUCCCCGCGGCCUCCGCCCACCGCCUCCUCUCCGCGUUCACCACCUCCCAGCAGAACGCCGCCACCACCGUCGACCUCUCCUCCGACGAGAGCCGCCGCCGCCUCCUCAACAGGCUGGUGUACCGGAGCAAGCAGCGGGGGUUCCUGGAGCUGGACCUGGUGCUGGGGUCCUGGGUGGAACAGCACGUCCACUCCAUGGACGAGUCCAACAUCCGCGCCCUCCUGCAAGUGCUCGACCUCGAAAACCCAGAUUUGUGGAAAUGGUUUACUGGUCAGGAGCAGCCACCAGAGGAUUUGAAUUCUAAUCCGGUGUUCACUGCCAUCAAGUCUAAGGUCACAGAUAACCUGUCCAAGCAUGCCUCUCCUGAGACCCGAUCAACACCAGGUCAGCCAUGGGUGCGAGGAUGGGAUGACAUAAAGAAAGGCAAAGAUGGACCAAAGUACGGAAAUCAGUGAAGAGGCGCUUGAAACAGGGGUGGCAGUUUUAUGUCCUUAAUAAGGCCCUGUCUCUUUUCUCUUGCAUAUUGUUCUGGUGUAGAAUAAAUUAAACUGUGGCUGGCAUGUGUGACGUGUGUGACCAUUUGUUGAAGUGAUCUGGAGAAUCAGUUUAUAGCUGUGGAUUGGUGCUAAUAUGCUCUGUAUAUUUCCAUA
Setaria italica (foxtail millet) is the source of this 805-nucleotide messenger RNA. Its product is annotated as succinate dehydrogenase assembly factor 2, mitochondrial. Gene Ontology annotation, cellular component: mitochondrion. The record is from RefSeq and is a predicted model, not a curated record. Gene Ontology annotation, biological process: mitochondrial electron transport, succinate to ubiquinone; mitochondrial respiratory chain complex II assembly; protein-FAD linkage. Lineage: Eukaryota; Viridiplantae; Streptophyta; Magnoliopsida; Poales; Poaceae. Bases 83 to 610 code for a protein of 175 amino acids. The transcript is spliced from 4 exons.